Molecule: messenger RNA, 731 nt
Organism: Drosophila suzukii
Lineage: Eukaryota; Metazoa; Arthropoda; Insecta; Diptera; Drosophilidae
Source: RefSeq, a predicted model, not a curated record
AAAUAAAGUUCUUAGAGUGCUCUGUGUAUCAUGUGGAAGAUUUUUGGUCUCUAUCUUCUUUACAAAACCUCGUAGAACUACAUAUACAUAAUACUCAAGAAAAUGUAACAUGGGCGCUUCUGAAGGAACUGAAAGUUUUAAGCAGUCUCCAAAACUUGCUUUUGGAUGACACCCACUUGGAAUUUUUAGAUGUUGUGGAAGUAACAAAAAUAAAUUGGCUCACCACCUUACGACUGGGACUUGCCGACAAGCGAUUUGUCCCUAUGCUGGCCCAGUUAACAAAUCUGGAAGACUUGCAAAUUACAUCAACCCAUUAUGCAGAGAGAGAUGAAAGCAACUUUGUUCUCUACUUUCUUGAAUCAUGCCGGAAACUAAGAUCGAUUUAUCUUUAUAGAUACUAUAACUUGUUUACAAAAGAUUACGUAAAAGUUAUCUUGAACAGUAUUAAGCUUUACAGGGAUCCACCCAUUCAUCCACCACUAAAAUUGCGCGGGAUUUUUGAAAUCGAUACCCUGAACUAUUGGACUUCCAAUGACUAUGACGAUUACGAUGAUGCUUACCUGAACUUGGAAUUAAGAAAGCCAAGCUUUUGGGUGGAGCCCCGAAAAGUAAAUUUUCCUUUGCGAUAAUAUAAAUGCAGCACUCAUUUUUGGAGACAUACAUUUUUUUAUAUACUCAUUACACAUGGAUUAUAAUAAACAAGAAAAAUUAUAUAAAUACGUCAACAGAAA